Molecule: messenger RNA, 2924 nt
Organism: Carassius carassius (crucian carp)
Lineage: Eukaryota; Metazoa; Chordata; Actinopteri; Cypriniformes; Cyprinidae
Product: chloride intracellular channel protein 4-like
Exons: 6
Coding region: 262-2760 (832 amino acids)
Source: RefSeq, a predicted model, not a curated record
ACCUGCCCUGCCCUUAAACCGAUCAUCUUGAGCUGACCAGGCUCCCAUUGGAGUGGAUUUGAGAGGGCAGGCAAGUCAUGUGGGGAUCAGAAUGUGAAAUGUACCAUAAUCCUCCAGAGGACAAAGAGGGGGAGAGAGAGUAAGUCUUAGUUACCUUUACAGAACAUAGACUGCAGGAGUAGACAGAAGAGCUUUGGUGUGCUAGUUCUACAAGUUCUACACAGUCAUAGUGAACUCUAAACACUCUUCUAAUUCUCAAGUAUGGCUCAGGCCAAAAACGAUAUGAGUUUCAACAUGGAGAUUUCUAACAGCGCUGUCAUCCACAGUCCUUUUGGGUCGUGCGUGGAGAUGGAGGAUCGGAGGACUGGACAGGAGGAAGAGGAGGAAGAAGAUGAGGUUGAACUGGCCGAAGAGGUGGACGAGGAUAUCAACAUUGGAGAUGAUGAUGGUGGAGAAAGCAACACAAUGCCCUCAACAGACGUGAUCAUUCAUAAAACAGAGGAAGAGUAUAAUAAGGAAGAUGUAGAGGACCAAGUUAGCCAAGAAACCGUGGUUCUACAAAAUGAGUUAAAUGCUGGAGAGACGGAGGAGGAAGAAGUGAACAUAACCACCAAACUAACAACGCCUGAGCUAAACGUAACAGAUGAACUGCCAGCUUCAACACAAACACAAGCUCCAGAUCUUCGAAACAAAGCUGAAGAGCUCAAAGGAGCAUUGAAAGAACUGGACAAGGAUCGUGCAGAUCACAAGUUGGAAACGCUGUAUGAAGACGAAAUGGAAAAUGACGAAGCACAAAUGCAAACCUUGAGCGGACGGCAGACGGAGGACAAGAAACAUCAGGAGCUGCUCCUGUCUGAGGUAAGAGAGUUCACCUGUAGCCUCCUCGAGAAAAUAAAAAACAAGUACAGAGAGGAGCAAAUUCAGCAAGUGAAGAGCGACAGACUUUUCCAAGAAGAGGAUGAAGAUGUAGAAAGUGUGGAUAAUGAGGUUGUAAAAAACAAUGCAGACAAAGAGCCACGGAUGGGUUCUAACAGUGAAGGAGAAUCUAUAGAAGACUUCCAGAGUCUUGGGGAAGAGGAAGAAGAACGUGUGACAUUUGAUAAUGCUAGCGAGGAACAGUCUACAACUGAAGUGCUUUUAUUGGAGGACUGUACAGCAGCUGGAGAGACAAUGCACAACGAUGCCUUCGAGACAAGUAGUGAUGAAAAGACCACUUUCAAUGCAGCAGAAGAAAGGUCUGAAACAGAGCAACCAUCAACUGAUAUGAUUGGUGGAACCAUAGAAGAGAUGGACCAGAAUUCAGAUCAGUUAGAGGAAAGCAUCGCGCAAGAGUAUGAAAGACUAGAGUGGAUUGACACCAAUCUGGAGAAAUGUGAAAACAUAGUUGGAGAUACCAAAUAUCCUAUUGUCAAUGGACCUGAGGAGACAAGAGGAGCUGAUAAAGAGGUAGAAGGCAUCGAAAAGAUUCAAGAUGAUGCUCAAAGAGUUGUAGAGAUUACAGAAGAGCGGGUCAAGAAGGAAGAGCUUCUCAUGGAGGAGGGAAGCUGUACAAAGGCGGAACAGCCACUUGAUGAGCCUGAGGUUGUAGAGGAGGGGGUAUGGAAUAAGCAGGAACAGCUGGGCAAUAGCAAACCGGAGGUUGCAGAGGGAGGUGAAGAUGCAAAGGAACAGCCAAGACAAGAAGUGCCAACACCUGUAGAGGAGGGGGCGGGGAACUGGCUAGAAGAGCUCAAGGCUGUCAUUGAAGAUGAGCCCAGGAGGAAAGCCCAGGGGGGGCGUAAAAUCACUAUACCUGCCUGGAUGAAGGCCAGCGAGGGCUCAGAUGCCCUUUUCCAAGAGCCGGCGAAGCCCCUCUGCAGUCGGGUCAGAGGCAUGAGCGGGAGCAGUGAAGGGGAGGUGAACAUCAAGGCCAAAGUUCAAGAGGUCAUUAUGGCCAAUGGAUGCCCUGGGCUACCAGCUGCUGUAGUUCAACAGAGAGAGGAAAAAACCCCGGAAAAUACGACAAAGAUGGAGAAUCCAGCUCAACAGGAGGGCAAUCCCCAUGACCUGCAGAUCUCCCUCUAUGUGAAGGCCGGCAGUGAUGGAGAGCGUCUCGGGAACUGUCCGUUCUCUCAGAGACUCUUCAUGAUCCUCUGGCUGAAAGGAGUCAUCUUUAACGUCACCACUGUGGACCUCAAGAGAAAGCCGGCGGAUCUGCAGGACCUCGCUCCAGGAACCAAUCCUCCAUUCAUGACCUUCAACGGAGAGGUGCUUGUGGACGUCAACAAGAUCGAGGAGUUUCUGGAGGAACGACUGGCCCCACCACGAUUCCCAAAGCUGGCAGCAAAGCAUCCAGAAUCCAACACAGCAGGAAUAGAUGUAUUUGCCAAGUUUUCUGCCUACAUCAAGAACCCUCGUAAAGAAGCUAAGGAGGGUCUGGAGAAAGCUCUUCUGAGGUCUCUGAAGAGGUUGGAUGAGUAUUUGCAGACGCCGCUGGCCGAGGAAAUAGAUGCCAGCAGCGUAGAUGAAGAUCCCGGUGUGUCCACGCGCAGUUUUCUGGAUGGACCGGAUCUCACGCUCGCCGACUGCAACCUGCUGCCCAAACUACACAUCAUUAAGAUUGUUGCCGGGAAGUACAGGGGUUUUGAGAUUCCUGCGGAGAUGACCGGGGUUUGGCGAUAUUUGAAUAAUGCUUACAAGAGAGAGGAGUUCAUGAACACCUGCCCUGCUGAGCGCGAGAUCGAGUUCGCUUACCUGGACGUCGCCAAAAAGAUCAAAUAGUUCAGGAUGACCAGACAAUUACUGGUAGCUCAGAGCAACGUCACAUGCUUGUGUGUGUGUGUGUCUAUGUGUGUGUGUGUGUGUCUAUGUGUGUGUGUGUGUGUGUGUGUGUGUGUGUCUAUGUGUGUGUGUGUGUGUGUGUGUGUGUGUCUAUGUGUGUGUGU